Messenger RNA from Chaetomium globosum CBS 148.51, 396 nucleotides. RefSeq lists its product as uncharacterized. NCBI's taxonomy places the organism in Eukaryota, Fungi, Ascomycota, Sordariomycetes, Sordariales, Chaetomiaceae. Gene Ontology annotation, cellular component: cytoplasm; prefoldin complex. Gene Ontology annotation, molecular function: protein folding chaperone. Gene Ontology annotation, biological process: protein folding. The transcript is spliced from 4 exons. The record is from RefSeq and is a predicted model, not a curated record. Bases 1 to 396 code for a protein of 131 amino acids.
AUGGGGCAAAACCGUACGAUUUCGUCACGAACUUCCGAGUGGGAACGGCCCGGGAGCUUUGGCCAACCGAGCCCGUUUUACCUCCAAGUGCAAUACAGCACUUACAAAAACACACUGCAACAGAUAGCUCAGAAAAUCGGCGAUGUCGAGCAAGAAGCUGAGGAGCACAAGCUGGUUCUUGAAACCUUGGAGCCGCUUCCGGGUGACCGCAAGUGCUUCCGCAUGAUUAAUGGCGUCCUUGCGGAGAGGACCGUCAAGGAUGUCAUCCCCGCUCUCCGGACGACGGCCGAAGGGCUGAAGAAGGUCCUCGAUGACCUUGUGAAGCAGUACAAGACCAAGCAGGAUGAGCUUGACAAAUGGAAGAAAAAGAACAAUGUCCAGGUUGUGCAGUCAUGA